UUAAUCACGUACUAAACUCAAGAACCAUAAAAAUGGGCAAGACAGUUGAACAUGCUGAUGACGAACCCGUGAAGAUGAAAAAGAAAUCAAAGAAAAACAAGAACAUGACCGAUGAUCUAAUGUCAUUUGGUGAUGGUAAUAGCAAUAUAGAAACAGACAGCAACUAUACAAAGAAGAAAAAAAGGGAUAAACAUACGGAGAAGAAGAGGAAAUCAGAAUCAAAAGAUGACGGAGAAACAGAUGAUGAUCUUUUAAUGAAGAAAAAAAGCGAUAAACAUAAGGAGAAGAAGAGGAAAGCAGAAUCAAAAGACGAUAGUGAUGAAGAUGAACAUGAUAAGGGUAAUUUAGUAAAUGAUGAUUCACAGAAGAAGAAUAAGAAAAAGAAGAGAAAAUAUUCUUCUGAGGAAGCACAAGUACAAGAAAAUGAAUCGGACCAAAAUGCUGGGCCCGAUGUAGAGAAAGAUCGUGACCUGAAACCUGAAAAAAAAGAAAAAGAAGAUAUCAAGAAAACCGAUAAGAAAAAGAAAACGAAGAAAACAGAGUCUGUCGUAAACAACACAGAGAAACCUAAAGCAAAAUCGAAAUCCAAAUCGAAGAAAGUUAGCUUCUCGGGUCACGUAGAAGUCUUCCCGACAUCAGAUACGGAACCCGAGAAACAAACAAACGAAGACGGUUUAGUACGAGGUAAAAGAUUUACACCAGAAGAAGACGCAAUAAUAAAACAAGCUGUUCUUGAUUACGUAACAACAAAAGGUUUGGGAGACGAAGGUUUAAAGAUGGUCUUAAACUGUAGAUCUCACAAGGGAAUGAAACACUGUUGGCAAGAAAUCGGGCUUUGUAUACCGUACCGUCCUCACACAGCUGUCUAUUACCGGGCCCACAAUUUGUUUGAACGGGCCGAAACCCGGUCAUGGACAUCGGAAGAGAUCGAAUCGCUGAAAGAGUUUCAUGAAAAAUACGGUAACGACUGGAAGAAAAUUGCUGAGGAGCUCGGUAAGCACAGGUUUCAUGUGAAAGACACUUGGCGAAGAAUUAAAUUGGCGAAUUUAAAAGGCGGAAGAUGGAGUCAAGAAGAGUACCAAAACUUGUACGAUCUUGUGAAUUUGGAUUUACAAAUGAAAAUUAGCGGUGAAGAGAAGAAAAAGUCGAAGCACGGGAUGUUGAGAGAUAAUAUUCCUUGGACUGCGAUUAGUGAGAAGUUAUCGACUAGAAGUGAUGCGACGUGUUGCGAGAAGUGGUAUAAUCAGCUGACAUCAUCACUGGUGGCGGAAAAGAAAUGGUCUGAUGCUGAUGAUUAUCGAAUGAUUGGUGCGCUUUAUGAAUUGGAUGCUGCUUGUGUUGACGAUGUUGAUUGGGAUAACGUUCUUGAACAUAGGCCUGGUGAUGUUUGUUUAAAGAGAUGGAAUCAAAUGGUGAAACACAUUGGGGAUUACGGGAGUAAAACAUUCGGUGAACAAGUUGACAUAUUGGCUGAACGUUAUUGUCCGGAUUUAGCCGAGACCAGAGAGGUUUGGGACAAGAAACCUGUUGUUCCAUGAUGUGUGUUUUGUUGUUAUUUUUCUUUUUAAUGCAGCAUUAAUGUCAUACAUGUUUAUGCUAUGGUUGUAAAAUAGUGUUUUAAAACACUUGAAAAACUUGUAUAAUGACGUUUGCAGGGAUGUGUUUUAUUUUUUUUAUUUUUUAUGCAUGAAGACUGUUGAAAGCGUUUGUCA
Molecule: messenger RNA, 1712 nt
Organism: Helianthus annuus (common sunflower)
Lineage: Eukaryota; Viridiplantae; Streptophyta; Magnoliopsida; Asterales; Asteraceae
Product: RNA polymerase I termination factor
Exons: 2
Coding region: 33-1538 (501 amino acids)
Source: RefSeq, a predicted model, not a curated record